AUGACAUAUGAGAAGAAAACAGGAGACGCCUGAAUAAAUCCGUCCGCCUCGGUCCGCGGAGCUGCUCAGUUCGGUCGAGGUAGCCGUCAGAGAGCGGACCGGCCUCAGAGGUUCUGCCUGCCACAUCGUCUGAAAGCGGACACUUUUCACCACAGUGCCAUGGAGUUUCCAGACCUCGGGGAGCAUUGCUCAGAGAAGUCCUGCAAGCAGCUGGAUUUUCUGCCCAUGAGAUGUGAUGCUUGUGAAGGAAUUUUUUGCAAAGACCACAUAACUUAUGCAAGUCACAAGUGUACUUCCUCAUAUAAAAAGGAUGUCCAGGUCCCGGUAUGUCCACUGUGUAACACCCCUGUUCCAAUUAAAAGAGGGGAAAUGCCAGAUAUUAAAGUUGGAGAGCACAUAGACCGUGACUGCAAAUCAGAUCCCGCACAGAGGAAAAGAAAGAUUUUUACAAAUAAGUGCUCCAAGGGAGGCUGCAAGCAGAAGGAGAUGAUUCGUGUGACGUGUGACCAGUGCCACUUGAACUACUGUCUCAAGCACAGACAUCCACUUGACCAUGACUGUAAGACUGACGGCAAACCAGUCUCAAAAUCCGGACAUGCUGCUUUGAUGAGAGCUCAGGGUGCUUCCAGCAGUAAUACUGCAGCCUCAUCCAGUAGAGGAAGCUCCAGAAAUGCCUCUAAUGGACUGGGUGCGAAUGCAUGCGUUCAGAGCAGUAGUGCUCAGAGGACCCCAGCCCCUUCCAUGGUUCCACCCCCAGCACAGAAUGUAAUACCUCCAUCAGCAUCUUAUCAGGCUGGACUGACAGAGGAGCAGGCACUCCAGCGAGCGUUAGAGAUGUCACUGGCUGAAUCAUCACGGAACACCCAGCCUGCCCUCAGUCCUCAGGAGCAGGAGGAUCUGGCCUUGGCUCAGGCCCUCGCUGCUAGUGAAGAAGAGUACCGACGGCAGCAGCAGAGACAACAGGUAUCCAGAACCCUUAGCAGUCAAUAGCAUGCUAUGCUAGCAGGAUCUCAAUUAGGGGAGAGAUUCCAAGCAGUCCAACUGCCUCCUGUCUUAAUGCCAGAUCAUACUGACCUGGUGCAAUCUGCCUCAAUCUGCACAGACCAUUCCUCGGUCCAGCAUACAAGUUUCUGAAUCUCCUAAUGAAUGCAGCUGAAAACUUUUAGAUUUUACUUCUUUUUUUUUUUUUUUUUUUUUGUCUGUGCUCCUAAGCAAAAUUGAUUUUUUAAAGAGCACAUUAUGUACAUAUUUUAUAUAGUGAUCAUGUUAAUCCAUAUUCGGUAUAGAUGUUUCUGAAAAUAAAUUAUUUUAAACAUAA
Messenger RNA from Pygocentrus nattereri (red-bellied piranha), 1318 nucleotides. RefSeq names its product zinc finger, AN1-type domain 2A (gene zfand2a). The coding region runs from base 160 to 990 and encodes 276 amino acids. NCBI's taxonomy places the organism in Eukaryota, Metazoa, Chordata, Actinopteri, Characiformes, Serrasalmidae. The transcript is spliced from 10 exons. Gene Ontology annotation, cellular component: cytoplasm; endoplasmic reticulum. The record is from RefSeq and is a predicted model, not a curated record. Gene Ontology annotation, molecular function: zinc ion binding. Gene Ontology annotation, biological process: protein targeting to ER; proteasome-mediated ubiquitin-dependent protein catabolic process.